Molecule: messenger RNA, 1246 nt
Organism: Paramuricea clavata
Lineage: Eukaryota; Metazoa; Cnidaria; Anthozoa; Malacalcyonacea; Plexauridae
Source: the annotation of a GenBank genome assembly
AUGCCGGACGACGUAACCUUGGGUAAGUUACUUAAAAUGUUUAAAUGGCAGUCGAUCCAAAUCUUGUUCGUAAUUAUCAGAAACAAAGUUUCCCCCCAUCCAGACAAGGGAAAUUUCCUCUGUUGGGGGGAGUACAGAUCUUUUCUGGAAUGACCCAAUUUCUAAUGAGUUGAUCAGAGACAGAUUUUCAUAUUAAUUUAUUUUUUCUUUGGGGGGGGGAUAAAUAUCUGGGGGGGGGGUGCUGCUGCUUGCUUUGGCCAGGGCCUGGUCGGAAAGGCCAAGGAAAAAGUUUAACAAAAUUUGUUUUCUAGGCCUGCAUGGCAAGAUCUGAGACCAUAAUAUUGGUAAUUUUACAAAUUUAGUAGUAAGAGUAAUCAAAUAUGAAACUAUCAAAUCAAAAUAUAAUAUAAUUUGCGGCUGUGCAAAAACUUUUGGGGGCGGUGCCAAAUGCCUCUGGGGGGGGGGGUGCAAAUCAUUUCUUGGGGGGUGCGCACCCCCCAGAAAAUCCGUGCCUGGAGUUGAUUACCACCUGUUGCAUGACAGGGCCACAAAAUAGACGCACAUAAGGUUGAUGCACGCCACGUCAUGAUUCACAAUGAUUCGUCAUCAAAAUUCUGUUGCCAUAUUCCUAGCCAGUUUGGUUAUAAGAGGUAUUCACCCUCUGAACAUUUGCCAUUUGGAAUAUUUUCAUGCGUGAUGAAUGCCUCUCAUAAGUGCACUGGCUAAGACCUUGGCAACAGCAUUGCAGCGGAUACGCCAAAAUAAUAGGCAAAACCAAGACUCAACUUUCUGUAAGGUUCCUAUUCUGUGACAGAGCUUUAUGAACACUACCUAUAGUCACUAUAUAGGUCAGUUAUUGCAAUUAAUAUUAUAUUUCUUAAUAAUUAGGUAGAAGAAACUUCAUAUACAAAUUAAUUCUUCAUCUGUAUUCUGUGAUAUUGUGUGAUAUUCUCUUACUUACUGUAUUUAUUUUAUUACUUCAGGGAGGCAGUUGUUUGAACAGAACAAGUUAAUGGGAACCUUAGAUGAAGCAUUUAUGGGAGGUGUGUUUCACAUAUUGGUGUGGGUUUAAGCAUUUUCCAAAAUGGAAUAACAGGGUCAACUUCUGAUACUGAUAGAAGCAAGAAAAUUAUACAAUAUAACUCAUCAGGUUAUGUUACUAUUUUUAGAUGAUGUCCAGGUAGACGAAUCAUUGUUUCAAGAUAUGGACGAUCUGGAUUUAGACGAGGAGUUUGAUGAAGACUAA